AUGGGAAAUUUUAGCAUAUACUUGCUGCCAAUGCUACUCAUUUUUUUCAAUUACACUCUUCAAAUGGCAGAAUCUGCUGCUGCACAAAACCCUAGUGCCACAGAUUUCAUCAAGACCUCCUGCAGUGCCACUCGCUACCCUGCGCUGUGUGUGGACUGUCUCGCCAGCUACGCAAAUACAGUGCAACGAAAUGAGCAGCAACUGGCUGAAGCCGCCUUGGAAGUCAGCUUAUCUAGAGCUCAAGCCGCCUCAACUUUUGUUUACCAGCUAUCCAAAUUUAAGGGCAUAAAACAAAGAGAAUACCUAGCAGUAAAAGAUUGCAUACAGAACAUGGGAAACACAGUGGCUCAGCUUAGCCAGUCUUUGAAGGAGCUCGGUGGGAUGCGUGUGUUAGCAGGCCAAAACUUUGUUUGGCAUGUUGGCAAUGUGAAGACAUGGGUUAGUGCUGCUUUAACUAAUGAAAAUACUUGUCUUGAUGGGUUUUCAGGUCCUGCCAUGGAUGGAAAUGUGAAGAUUUCAUUAAGGAUAAGAGUAUUAAAUUGUGCACAAGUCACUAGUAAUGCACUUGCCUUAGUUGACCGCUUUGCAGCAAGACACAAAGCUCACUUACCUUGA
Molecule: messenger RNA, 615 nt
Organism: Fraxinus pennsylvanica
Lineage: Eukaryota; Viridiplantae; Streptophyta; Magnoliopsida; Lamiales; Oleaceae
Source: the annotation of a GenBank genome assembly